UUGCUCACGUGAUCUGUCAUGUGACGAACGAUCAUCAAGUAGCUAAAAAACUAUAACCGGAAACACAUUUUAGUCAUUGAAAAAUCAGCCAUGCACUGUUUGUGUAACGAAAUAUAUGAUUUAUUAAGGCUGUGGAUGGUCUGUGCUUCUCUUUUCAUAAAACAUGGAAUUGCCGGUAAAAUGAAGAUUGUGGAGGAGCCAAACACAUUCGGGUUGAACAAUCCUUUUCUGGCUCAAGGAAACAGACUACAGCCUAAAGUAACUCCAAAUCCAGUGUCUGGUCCUGCACACCUUCAUCGGUUGGCCGGAAAGUGCUUCAGUCUCUCAGAGUCAACGUAUAAAUAUGAAUUCUGCCCAUUUCACAACAUCACCCAACAUGAGCAGUCAUUUAGAUGGAAUGCCUACAGUGGGAUACUGGGGAUCUGGCAAGAGUGGGAAAUAGCAAACAACACUUUCACAGGCAUGUGGAUGAGAGACGGUGAUACUUGUGGAACCAGAAACAGAGAAACAAAGGUGAGUCUCGUCUGCAGUGGGAGCAGCAAGCUUGCUCAAGUCUCAGAGCCCAGCACUUGUGUGUACUCGCUAACCUUUGAGACCCCGCUCGUUUGCCAUCCACAUUCUCUUUUAGUGUACCCAAGCCUGACUGAGAACCUGCAAACGGAAUGGGAUGAAGCUGAGCAGGCUCGCUAUGAAGGUCUUAUUACUGAUCAGGGAUAUAAUAAUCUUCUGAGGGAUAUUUUUGAGGAUGCUGGUUUCCUGAAGAGCCAAAAAGUGAAGGUGAAGCUGCCGGAGGUUGUAGCCAAUCCAGAAACGGACAACUCUUUACAAAAAUGUACAGAGGACCUCCAAAAACAGAGAGAAGAGAUUAAGAGACUGCGCGCUCUCCUCAGUCAACACAAUAUUCCCUUUGAUUCAAAGCCAAAUGAAGCAAAAGGCACAGUGAGUGUGACGGUUAAGGAUCGACACUUAAGAGGAGAUGACGGCCUUUUUGAUCAGCUUUGAAAAUCACCCGGGACGAGUCACUGCCUCCACUCUCCAUUCAUAUCUCCAUCACCUGACUGGAUUUGAAGAUUUUGUUUGGUCAGUGUGAGUGACCGCGAAACUGGCUGGACAAUGUUGCUGUCACUGAGGUGACAAGACAGCAGCGCAAAUAUACCUGAGAAGUGUGAAAGACAAAAACUGAACUCAUUUGUGGAUUGUUACACUUUCCAGACUCUACAGCAGAAGUAAAAAACCUUUCAGAGGAGCUACAGAAUGACACUGGCUCCUUUUUAAGACAUUUCAACAGAGAGGAAGAUCUUGUUAAAUGAUAAAAUUGUGUAAACAUGCAGCAUAUUGAGAAAUAUGAAAAGGUUUUAAGGGGGGAAAAAAAAGUUGUAUUCAUGUCUCAACACUUCAAUGUCUUCAGCCGUUUUACAGACUUUUUACAGGAGAAAAAACUGUUACGGAUGAAGAAUUACACUAAAACUUAUUUCUUUCCUACCUUUUUUUCCCCCCAAAUGGUACACUGAAAAACUGUGAAUGCCUUGUACCAGGUGGAAGACAUUUUGAGAAAAUAUCUACAAAGGGUGCAACACCUACAAGGGUAUAUCUACAAAGCAACAACUCUUUCUCCUGUUGGACCAAAUAAAGAGCAGGACCUAAAGCAUUUGAUUAAA
Molecule: messenger RNA, 1658 nt
Organism: Thunnus maccoyii (southern bluefin tuna)
Lineage: Eukaryota; Metazoa; Chordata; Actinopteri; Scombriformes; Scombridae
Gene: gnptg
Product: N-acetylglucosamine-1-phosphate transferase subunit gamma
Exons: 11
Coding region: 91-1002 (303 amino acids)
Cellular component (GO): Golgi apparatus
Source: RefSeq, a predicted model, not a curated record